Cladophialophora carrionii CBS 160.54 is the source of this 1038-nucleotide messenger RNA. RefSeq lists its product as uncharacterized. The record is from RefSeq and is a predicted model, not a curated record. Bases 1 to 1038 code for a protein of 345 amino acids. Lineage: Eukaryota; Fungi; Ascomycota; Eurotiomycetes; Chaetothyriales; Herpotrichiellaceae. The transcript has a single exon. Gene Ontology annotation, cellular component: cytoplasm. Gene Ontology annotation, molecular function: oxidoreductase activity, acting on the CH-OH group of donors, NAD or NADP as acceptor.
AUGAUUGACAAGCCGGUCAUGGUCAAGACUGCCAUUGUCACGGGCGCGGUCUCUGGCAUGGGCCUGGCCGUCACGCGACAUCUGCUGGCCAAGGCGCAAGACUCCAGCUCCAAGGUACACUGGAGAGUUGUCCUCGCCGACGUCAACGAAGCAGCAUACGAUGAGCUCAAGAUGACUCUCAACGAAGGUGAUCAUAUCUUCGUACGAACCGAUGUCUCCAAAUUUGAGGACCAGCUGGCGCUGUUCAAGCGCGCGUUCGAGUGGUCAGGAGGCCGCAUCGACUUCUUUGCCAACAACGCGGGCAUCCCUGACAGACAGCCGCUGCUGGGUUGGCUCGGGAGGCCUGAGGAAGUGGAAAAGGAGGAUCCCACCGAGCCAGAUCUGAGCUGCAUCGAUGUCGACCUGAAAGCCGUCCUUUACGGGCUGCGGUGUUUUGUGCAUUUCACGCGGAAGACAAGGAAUCUGCUCGCGCAGGAGACAGUGAACACAAUGGACGAGGUGGGCAUUCACGGCGGAGAUGCAAUGAUCGGUGUCGCUGCCGCUGCCGCGCAUGACUUCCAUCCGACAAUGGUGGUGACAGCUUCCAUGGCCGGUCAAUACCCUUUCUACGUUCUUCCCAUCUACACGGCCGCAAAGCACGGAUGCGUGGGCCUCGUCCGAGCUGCGGCGCCCACGCUGUUCGAAGACGAAGGCAUUACGCUGAACGCGAUCUUGCCUAGUACCACGAACACGAACAUCAUCCCGACACCGAUUCUCGAGCAGUGGCCUGAAGAGAACUUCACUCCGCUUGAGACGGUCGUACGGGCUUUUGAAGAACUGAUCGAUGCCAAUGGCCGGGUGGUGCCAGACGGAUUGAGUGACGGUCAGGACGGGACGGUGAAGAAUGGUUGCUGCGUCGAAGCCUCGACAAACCGCCUCUUCUACCGCGAGCCUGUUCCUUUUCCGAGCCAGGUGCAGGAAUGGGUCGGGCAGCAAUCCAAGAGGGAUGGUAUUCUUGGCACUUUUAUGCGUGGUGUUAUGAAGUCCCGAGAGAAUUGA